This is a messenger RNA of Lactuca sativa (garden lettuce), 1962 nucleotides long. RefSeq lists its product as uncharacterized. Lineage: Eukaryota; Viridiplantae; Streptophyta; Magnoliopsida; Asterales; Asteraceae. The record is from RefSeq and is a predicted model, not a curated record.
AUGGAUAGACCAAAUGAUGUAGAUUCCACGAACAUGAUCACAGAAAUGCCAAUAGAUGCUGCAGAAACUGUAGAGAUGGUUGAAGCUGUAGAGGAUGCCGAGAAGCCCCUAUACAUAAGGUGUCAUAAUUUCACAAAGUUAUCUGCAAUCAUUCAACUACUCAACUUGAAGAAAGGAAACGAAAUGUACAGUAGUACAUAUGAGGUGAAAAAAGCAUUUAAGGCAAUGGGUUCAGGAAACGAAUACACAGACUUGGCAGCAUGUCCUACUUAUGGUAAAUCAAGAUGGAAGGUUGAUGAACAAAAAAAUAAAAUUUACAACAAUAUUCCUGCAAAAUGUUUGUGGUACUUCCCAAUUAUUCCACGCUUCAAGCGUCUUUCCCAAUCUAAGACAACUACAAAAGAUUUAACAUGGAACGCAACAGAAAGAAAGGUGGAUGUUGGCGUUUUAAGUCACCCAGCUAAUUCACCAGCAUGGGCUGCCAUUGAUGACAAAUAUCCUGAUCUUGCUUGCGAACCAAGAAAUUUGCGACUAGGCAUUUCGGCGGAUGGGGUUGAUAUGAAUAGAGGAAAUAGGAGUCAUAGUGUUUGGUCUGUUUUAACUGUCAUUUACAACCUUCCACCAUGGUUGUGUAUGAAGAGAAAGUUCAUCAUGCUUUCGUUAUUGAUUUCGGGAACACCAGGAAACAAUAUUGAUGUGUUCCUAGCACCUUUUAUUGAUAAUCUGCAAUUAUUAUUUGAUUUUGGAGUUGCAACAUACGAUGCAUAUGCACAAGAGCAUUUUAAACUACACGCAGUUGUGUUAUGGACUAUUAAUGAUUAUCCUACUUUAGGUACAUUAAGUGGUUGCCCAUACAACGAUUUUCAAGGUUAUGCUGUGUGUGGUGAAGAGACACAGUGCAUUAGACUCUCUGAAUCGAAUAAGCAGGGUUAUGCUGGUCAUAGAAGAUUUCUACCGUAUGGUCACCCGUCCAGAAGACAAAAGAAGGAAUUCAAUGGACAACAAGAGUUCUCACCCUCUCCAGAACCUAUGAAUGGGGAGGAAAUAUAUAACAGAAACGUGGGUGAGAGUUUAACAAGAACUGUUUUGAACGUUCCCGAGAAGACGAAAGAUGGUUAUAAAGCUCGAUUGGAUUUGGUUCAUUGUGGUUUAAAACCAGAGCUGCAUCCUCAGAUAGAAGGGAACAACACAACACUUCCCGCAGCAGGUUGUACAUUGACAAAAGAGGAAAAAGACAAAUUAUGUGAGACUUUAUACAACUUAAAGGUUCCUCAAAGCAAAGAAAUCAUAGUGGAUGAGCUCGAUAAGUUGCAAGAGGAGUUAUGUGUAACCUUAUGUCUUCUUGAGAAACACUUUCCACCAUCAUUUUCUAAUGUGAUGAUUCAUUUAAACGUUCAUCUCACUAGGGAAGUAAAAUUAUGCGGUCCAAUAUUCUUUAGAUGGAUGUACCCAUUCGAAAGGUUUAUGAAGGUUAUUAAGGGGUACGUUCGAAACAAAAAUAGACCAGAAGGAUGCAUUGCAGAAGAGAAUGUUACAGAAGAGACAAUUGAGUUUUUUAGUCAAUUCCUUAAAAGGAUGGUUACUGUCGGUAUUCCACCUGACAAUCAUAACAAUUGUGGAAUUCAUAAAAGUGUAGAUAGUAGCUCUAUUGCGGAUAGUACUCCUGUAUCAGCUGCUAAAUCGGUAGAAGUUUUUGCAGAACUAUUCAACAAAGCACAUUUCUUUGUAUUGCAAAAUACAUCCGAAGUACUCCUAUAUAUCAAAAAUGGGGUAAAAAGGGAUAAAUUGGGAUACACACUAGUUGAACUAAAAAGAUUAGGCCAUAAAGGUGAUCCCUUCAUAUUGGCCUCACAAGCACAACAAGUAUUUUACGUGACAGACCUACUCGAUCAAAAAAUGUCUAUUGUGUUCAAGACACCUCCCAAAAAUUACAAAGAUACAUAUGAAGAUGUAGAUGAAUAA